UGUGGUGACCUAGAGGAGGAGCUGAAAAUUGUCACCAACAACCUGAAGUCCCUGGAGGCCCAGGCUGACAAGUAUUCCACCAAGGAGGACAAGUAUGAGGAGGAAAUCAAGCUUCUAGGGGAAAAACUGAAGGAGGCUGAGACCCGAGCAGAAUUUGCAGAGAGGUCUGUGGCAAAGCUGGAGAAAACCAUCGAUGAUCUAGAAGAGAGUCUGGCCAGUGCCAAAGAGGAGAACGUGGGCAUCCACCAGGUCCUGGACCAGACCUUGUUGGAGCUGAACAAUCUCUGAGCUGCACUGGGGAGCCCUCUUCCCUACCCUACACAUGCACCCCACUAGCAUGCUCAGGAUGUCAUCAGCUGAACUGCGUCUUGGCCAACUCCACACAUCCAUUGAGAAGGGAAGUCCUGCAGCCUUACACUGUGGCUCGGAGGCAUCUCGUCUGUGCACAGCCUGACUGGCUCUGUCCUGUCUUCAUGUCCAAAUAUUAAAGCGGUUUGACAAGA
This is a messenger RNA of Leptosomus discolor (cuckoo roller), 503 nucleotides long. The record is from RefSeq and is a predicted model, not a curated record. NCBI's taxonomy places the organism in Eukaryota, Metazoa, Chordata, Aves, Leptosomiformes, Leptosomidae.